CGAUAUAUUAGAUAUACAAAGAGUAUGUUAUAUGACGUCACUGAAUCCCGGAAGGAAGAUGCUGGAAGGAGCGGGCAGAACUCGCCCUCGUCUGGGAUCAGCAGAAACUACGUAGAAGGCGAACUGCUCUCCUCGCGUUAUAGACGCUAAAGUGAAUAAACCACAGCUGCCAGGAUGGCAAUGUCCAUGACCAAAGGUGAGGAUGUAACAAUAAUCACUCUGAAGUCAGACCCUAAAAGCAACUGUCCCUUGGUGUGCCAACUCCUGGGAACCCUUUGCUACAGCCCUGUGUGCAACGUGUCCCAACGACUGAGGACCCUUCUGGGGGGUUACCAGUCAGUGCUAGCUACACUUCAAAUAAUGCUGGGGGUGUUUACCGUAAGCCUCGGAGCAGUUACCUGUAGAAGCUACUAUUGGACUUACUUGUCAUCUGGUGUUCCUUUCUGGCUGGGUGGAACAUUUAUUGCUGUUGGAGUUUUGGGCGUUUUUGCUGAAAAGUUCCCCAGUUCUUUUUUGGUGUUUCUGAAUGCAUUUGCCAGUCUUGCUAGUUCUGCCUUGGCUGUGGCAGCGAUUAUACUGUAUUCUCUUGAUCUCGCUGUGGGACAAGGUCUCAGUCAUUUUUGUCAGUGGUCGAAGGAAGAGAGGAAUAGCGGUUACUGGAUAACAACUUUUCCCCCUGAAGUGGACAGCAUGAAGGAAAAAGAGUGGAAGACAGAGCUUGAACUUUGCAAGAAUGAAAAGUACAUUGUGAUGAUGAUGCUAGGAGGAAUCAAGAUACUGUUGAUUGUUCUUGCUGUUGUCCAUCUCUGUGUUGCCAUCAGUACCUCCGUUUUGACUGUGAAAGCUCUGUACAGGAAUUGCAGAAAUGGAAAGAAGAACUGUGAACUCCAGAAACCUUUAUUGGAAGAUAUCUCCAACAACCUUGAUGCUUAAAAGAAGAGUUGUUGAAAAAAUUCUGGCACUUCUUACAUGUAACUUUUUUUCUGCAUGUUAUUUUUCCUCAUGUUUGUUUGUAAUUUUGGGCAACCUGGAGAGAAAAGAUAGCCUGUCAGAUGCUAUUCUCAGACUAUCGGAGAACCUUGUAUCCUUUUACAGCCUAUUAUACACACGCUUCAGAUCUGGAAUAGUUUUUUUUUUUUUAUUUCACAUUUAAGAAAUAUCUAAUGCUUGCAAGGAAUAAAGCAGCAGUGGCUAUACUGAAGUCAAUUUAAAAUGUGAUUAUUUGGGUGCUUCAGAAAAAUGAGCCAACUGAGCUGUCUAAAUUAUAGGCACCAACAUUAAAUCCUAAAAUACUGUUUCAAUAUGUUUCUUUUGGAAAACUUGCAUUAAAGGACUGAAAUGAACAAUAUAAUUUCACUUACAUUAAUAAUUCAAAGUAAAAUGUAAAGCUUUCAUAUCUUAAUAUGAUUAAACUCUAUUUGCUCAUA
This is a messenger RNA of Scleropages formosus (Asian bonytongue), 1427 nucleotides long. It is a transcript of the gene tmem176l.1, whose product is annotated as transmembrane protein 176l.1. NCBI's taxonomy places the organism in Eukaryota, Metazoa, Chordata, Actinopteri, Osteoglossiformes, Osteoglossidae. Bases 175 to 933 code for a protein of 252 amino acids. Gene Ontology annotation, cellular component: membrane. The record is from RefSeq and is a predicted model, not a curated record. The transcript has 7 exons.